AUGCCGCUGAUCCCUUCCACUGUGUUUGAGUCUCUCAGCAGAAAUUCCGAGAAUCUUCUCAAAAUGGCAUCGUCUGAUCUUGGUAAUCUUUGUUUUUCUUUUUUAAUUACUUUUUUAGACGUCUAUCCAUCAAAGAAAUUGGAGGCGCUGAACCUCCAGGCCCCCGAAGGGUUUAUCGUGCGUCCAUUGAAAUUAGCUGAUUUUGAGAACGGGUAUGAUUAUCUUCUCCGUGUCUAUUCUCUGUCUUCAGUUAUCUGGAAUUACUCGCUCAACUUACUGAGGUUGGGGAUGUCUCGGUUGAUGAAUUCAAACAUAGAUUCUUGUGUAUGGCUUUUUCUAAUCCCCAAGCUUACUUUAUAACUGUGAUUGAAGAUGAAAAGUGAGUUAACAUUAUUUUCGUUUAUGUUCUGUCUCUAGGACCAAGAAGAUCGUGGCCUCAGUGUCUUUGGUCUUCGAAUGGAAGUUCAUUCACAAAGUUGGGACUCGAGGCCGUAUUGAAGAUGUCGUUGUGGACAAAGAGUACCGCGGCAAAGGAUUCGCCAAGCUUUUGAAUGAAUUGGCGGUCCAGUUGGCCAAAAACGAAGGCGUCUACAAACUUUCCCUUGAAUGCACUGAUGAGUUGAUCCCCUUCUAUGAAAAAUUCGGUUACAAAAAAGACGUCAACUUCCUUGUUCUUCGUUUUUAA
Messenger RNA from Bursaphelenchus xylophilus (pine wood nematode), 685 nucleotides. The record is from the annotation of a GenBank genome assembly. Lineage: Eukaryota; Metazoa; Nematoda; Chromadorea; Rhabditida; Aphelenchoididae.